Molecule: messenger RNA, 1110 nt
Organism: Magallana angulata
Lineage: Eukaryota; Metazoa; Mollusca; Bivalvia; Ostreida; Ostreidae
Exons: 4
Coding region: 1-1110 (369 amino acids)
Source: RefSeq, a predicted model, not a curated record
AUGGAGUCACAGUCAUAUUGUGGAAAUGGUUCAGUCACCAAUAUGAAAAGGGUUGCAACCAUAGACGAUCAGGAGAUUCAAAGUUUAGACGAAAAGAGAGCUAAGGAAACCAGAAAUGUAGAAAUGAAACGUCGGAUUAAGGAUAUACCUGCACUGGGAGAAAGGAGACUUCUAGCUCUAGAAAGGCAUAUCAAGCGAAAACGGAGGAGACGCCCGUAUGUUAAAAAGACCAGGAAUUUUAACAAAACGGAGCAGCAGCUUAGCGAAACCUUGGCGGCUCCCCAUGGAAAAAUGCCAGACGACCAUGGGGCGUUUGAUUUAAAGGAUAAGGGGAUACAAGUAUGCGGAGGGGAAGGGAUAAAAGGUUGUAGUCAGAAUGAAAUCGAAGGUACUAGGAUGGAAGUUUCCGUGAAAUAUGGGGUGAAGCCAAAUUGGUUGCAAACGCCAAAUGAACUGAGUGAGAGUUUUGAGAUUUCAUCAACAAAGAUGGAUGCCGAAGAAUAUAAGCAACAGACAGUGCAUUUUGAUAAGUUGAUUGAAUACGUGCUCGACAAAGUCAAAUCAGAUAUAGUUAAUAAAGUUGAAGAUGAAUUCGAAAGCUUGAUCGAAGUGAAACAGUUGAAUGUUGAAGGGGAAUGUCAAAUUGAAAAGGAUGAAAAGACCUGCAUAGAGGUGAAAGGAGAGGAACUAAAUGAAAAUGUCACUCAAGUGAAAAAAGUAAACACCUCAAAUUCUGAAGACGCUGGGCAUGUAAAUGAGGAAGACUUGAAGAAAGAAAAGGAAACAUUUAAAGAUGAAAAGUAUUUUUGUGCACAUCUGGAGAGGGCAGAGAACAACGAAAACAAAAUCGUUGAUAUCGGUGGUGUAAAAGCCGAACAGACUUUCAACACAUUAAGUGCUAGAAUAAAGGAAUCGAAACCAGAAGACCCUGAAUUGGAGGCCAGCAAAACCAGUCAGCUGAUAAAACAUGAGAAAGAAAACGAUUUCGAUCUCGUCGUCGAUGACCUUGAGGAUUACAAGGAUGAUGAAGAGGAUUAUGAUGAUGAUGGUUUCAUGCCGAGAAAAUUAUUUUUCUUUAAUAUUUCUCAAUUUAAGGUAAUGUUUAUGUAA